UCGACGGCACAGGACACUGGCCGCGAGUCGCCACCGCCAGCGCAGAAUGCUGUAGAGGAAAGUGAUCGCGAUUGGCAGUAUCAUCCUAGCAAACAAAAAAAGGAAAUACUGGAUGAAGAGGAAGAGAAGCCUUUGGACAUGUCCUGGCCCGAGAAACGACAUCGACAACUUCUCUACCUAGCCCUUUCGCCAAUUUUAUUUCCGUUAUGGAUUACGCUGCCUGAUGUCAGAAAGGAGAAGGCGCGUAAAUGGUUUCCAUUUACAUUCGUUGGCUCCAUCCUUUGGAUUGCUUUCUAUUCUUAUCUUAUGGUCUGGAUGGCCAACACGAUCGGCGAAACGAUGGCUAUACCCACUGAGGUUUUUUUUUGCUUUUUUCGUGACGGACUUAUAUCUGUACGCAUCCGUAGUUUGUACAAAUAGUU
Gongylonema pulchrum is the source of this 422-nucleotide messenger RNA. Lineage: Eukaryota; Metazoa; Nematoda; Chromadorea; Rhabditida; Gongylonematidae. The record is from the annotation of a GenBank genome assembly.